Molecule: messenger RNA, 1816 nt
Organism: Paramacrobiotus metropolitanus
Lineage: Eukaryota; Metazoa; Tardigrada; Eutardigrada; Parachela; Macrobiotidae
Product: INO80 complex subunit B-like
Exons: 7
Coding region: 146-1618 (490 amino acids)
Biological process (GO): chromatin remodeling
Cellular component (GO): Ino80 complex
Source: RefSeq, a predicted model, not a curated record
CCCGUGCAAAUUUAUUUCCUUUUCAGUUUUCUAGUUUUCUGGCUGUUUUCCGUUAUCAGUUUUCACGCGGAAUAGAUACCAAGGGGAUUUGUUGGAUCGAGUCGUAUUAUUUUGGUUGCCUGUAGUUAAUCCGUGCUGGGCAGGCAUGCCGCGUCCCUCCAUCACGAUGGUGAUCCACCGUCCGUCGCGCUCCUCGCGCCUCUCCGCCGCCGCCGCCACCAGCGACGAGGCGCCCCCCGCGCGCUCCCCCCCGACGGGGGCGCCGUCCGCGCCCAAGACCCGCUCGCAGCGCAGCGCGGACUUAUCGCCCUCCUCCUCGGCGCAGUCGGAGUCCGCCGGGGAGAAGCGGCUGCGACGGCCCUCGCAGCGCCUGCUGGACGCCAGCACCCUCCGGGGCGGCGACAAGCGGAAGGCCGCCCCGGGCCCCGCGGGGGUUCCUGCGUCCUCGCCCAAGAAGGAGACGCUGGCGCCGGAGGAGGCCAGUGCCGCGGCCGGCAGUAAGAAGGCCUCCGCGCCCGCCCCGAAGAAGCGCCGCGGGAAGGAGGACGACAGCGAAACCAGCGAGAGCGCAGCGCCAGUUGCCACGGCGGAAGCGGCGGAGAAGAGCGGUCGCAGUGGCCCUUCCGGCGGCAGUGGCAGUCCGGCCAAGAAGAAGGCCAAAGCCUCGGCCCCGCCCGACAGCCCGCCCUCCACGCGCCGCAGCUCGGCGCGCUCCCGUCCCGACCGCAAGGAAUCCCCGGCCGCCGCCGCCGCCGCGGCCCCGCCCACCGACCCGUCGCCGGCGCGCCCGCCCGUCUCCAUGAAGUUCCGCCUGGUGGCCAAACCCUCCUCCGACACCGACAAAGCGAAAUCGGAGAAGGGCAGCGGUGCCAGCGGCAGCGGCGCGGCGCCGCCCGUCCUCUCCGUCGAGAUCACGGAGAGCUCCGCCAAAAGCCCGGCGUCCGGCUCGGGGAAAUCCGGGAAGAAAUCCAAGAAAUCGGCCAAAGAAAAGAAAUCUUGGAAAAAAAGCGCCGUCCCGGAAAUCGCGGUGGAGAGGGCGGAGACAGCGCCGCCGGUGGAAACUGCCGCUGUCGUCGCGCUGGCUGCGACGCCGGUUGCCCCGGAAGCCGCUCCCGUGCUGACGCAGGACCGGGAGCGCCGAUUGACCGCGCGACAGCGCGCCAAGCUGUACGGCGCCGAGGAGCACCUGAUCAAGCUGGAGGAUCCCCGGCCCAAGACGCCGCCGCCCGACUACCAGGAGAAGCGCGAGGAGCGCAACAAGAAACGCCGCGAACAGGCCGCGCAGAAGCGCGAACAACUCAAGAAGGAGACGGUGAAGAAGCUGCUGCACAAAUCGGCGACGACGAAGAAGGCGGCGCGCGAGGAAGAGCAGAAGCGCAAGCAGAUGAUCCGCUACACCGCCAACACCGCCGGCGCCGCCAUCCUCUUCCCGGACCACUGCCCGCCCGCGCUCUUCAUCCAGCCCCUCCCGCCCAUCACCCCCCCGGCGGUGCGCGUGUGCGCCGUGCCCGGCUGUGGGAAUCCGCGCAAGUACGCCUGCGCCCGCACCGGCCGCUCCCUCUGCAGUCUGCAGUGCUACCGACGCAACCUGGAUCUGGCCACGCCCUCCGUCCUCUGAAUGCGCCGCUGAUCUCGCCGCUGUUUAUUUUGUCUCGGCCUUAAUUAAUUUUUCAGCAGAUUCAUUCGUGCUGUGCUCCGUAACCGACGACUGACGAAAUUAAUUGACUAAUUUUCAAUGGAGCCAUUUAUUGCUGGUUUUCUUCUACGGAUGACUAUUUGAACGAUAUGUACGUCAAGUGAAUUAAAAUUAAAUAAA